Molecule: messenger RNA, 2010 nt
Organism: Uncinocarpus reesii 1704
Lineage: Eukaryota; Fungi; Ascomycota; Eurotiomycetes; Onygenales; Onygenaceae
Exons: 4
Coding region: 1-2010 (669 amino acids)
Biological process (GO): actin filament polymerization
Cellular component (GO): actin filament; cytoplasm
Molecular function (GO): actin binding; microtubule binding
Source: RefSeq, a predicted model, not a curated record
AUGCCGUUUAACAUCACUAUUGACCACGCAGCCUCUCAUAGUUCAGGUCACUCGUCUCUAAGCGAGGAGGAUUCCUCUGGUACAGGCGUUGAAGUCUCCCCGCCCUCAGUUACGGGAAGCCACGAAUACCAUGAUCCUUAUGAUGUCGGUGGCCCGUGGGACCAUCUAUCCUACCCCGAUGAGUUAAAGCCCUCUGACUCUGCCUCAAGACCUCGCACAUCCCACUACCAUCAUGCGGCCGUUACCCGUGGCCGCGCUAGAUCAACGCGACGCCAUCCUGUUCGAAUGCGCGGUCCUCACGAGCGGGAACCGCUUACACGUCCACCCCGUAGAGCCCGCCCUGCUCAUCCAGUUCCUGAGCCUGAAAGUGAAGACUCAUCUGAGGAAUAUAUUGAGUAUCCGCCAGGCCCCCCCGAAAGGCGAUUUUGGCCUGUUGCGCCUGUCCCUCCCACCGGAUACCCUCACAGCAUUGCUUCCGGGCCUUCAUAUGGAAAUUAUCCGCAUGGAACUGGGCCUCACGGAACACCGCACUUGCAUACCCCGGGGAUGCCAUCCAAUCAGUUGGUCCAACUUGGUCCAAUGGGGCAUAUGGGCCCCAUGGCUCAUAUGAAUCAGUACGGUGGGGGCGGACCUUACCCGUAUGGGCCCGGAUUCCCUGGGCCAGGUCAUAGUAUACCACCGCCUUAUUUUGAUAGUCCAGACCACCAUCACUCCCCGCCACCCCAUCAUCUUCAUCAGCAGCUUCGAAACCAUUCGGAAAAGCAAAGAGAUGGCGAGAGCCCCCCGCCCCCGGGUUUUGGGCAUGGAGACCCUCACCUUAUGAACCCACAGUUCCCAAGUGCACCGUUCGUCCCACCAGAUAUGGUUCCCUUCCAUCCACAUCACGGGUAUUUCCACUAUAACCAACCCUAUGCGUUCCCCCGAGAACUUAUGCCUCCUCACUUUUUGCAUGCUUACCACCCAAUGCCCUCACCCCCACUACAACCUCCCGAAAAAGAGAAAACCCCCCCACCUCCGCCGCCCCCAGAGGCUCCGCCCCAGCCAGACCCAAAAGAUGAAGCAAUUGCGCGGCUUGAGAAGCUUAUCUUGGAUGAGAGACUUGAACGUGAAGCUCGUGAAGCGGCACGGGAAGCCGCCCUCGAAAAGGCCGCCCGUGAUAAAGCCGCGGCUGAAGAGCGAGCAGCUGCUGAAAUGAAAAUUGCAGAAGAGGCCGCUGCAAAGGCGACAGCCAUAGCAAAAGCAGAGGCUCAGUUGGAAGCUGACAGACUAAAAGCAGAGGCAAAAGCAGAAACAGAAAGGCUGAAAAUAGAAGCUGAACUAAUGGCAGCUGAAGAAGCUGCUAAGGCUAGACAAGCUGCUGAGGAAGCAGCUGCUAUAGCAGUGGCGGAAGCCGCCGCGGCAGCGACAGAGGCCGCAAACCUCAAGGCAGCUGAAGCUGUGGCUGCUGCUACUGCUGCGGCGAAAAAGUCAGGAGAGAAGAAAAAGCCUGUAAAAUUCAAAGAUGCCAUUGGGAGGAAAUUCAGCUUCCCUUUUCAUCUAUGUAAAACAUGGCAGGGCAUGGAAGAGCUGAUACGGCAAGCCUUCCUCCAUAUUGACGUCAUUGGUCAGCAUGUUGCUGAAGGGCGCUAUGAUCUCGUCGGUCCUAACGGAGAUAUCAUUCUUCCACAAGUAUGGGAAACUGUCGUUGAACCAGACUGGGCUAUAACUAUGCACAUGUGGCCGAUACCCGAGAAACCGAAAGAACCAGAUCCGCCACCUCCGGAAAUAGAAGAAGUUCCUCUUGACACUAUCAUCGAUGUCAAACAGCAACCGGAAACAGAUGCUGAAGAAAUAGCAAGCGGAGAGGCUCCACCUCCUCCCCCUGCUCCCAAAAAGCCUCGGCCUCCGCCCAUUCCAGGCGCCUUCACAAUGUGGAUGACCGGAGCCCGAGCGAGACAAGUCCGGUCUUUAAAAGUGGAAAAAAAGCCUGAAGUAAUACAGCAGCAUGAUGAAUCAUGCUGUGUUAUGUGA